AUGGGUGAAAAAGAGCGAGAGCGGGCUCCAGAGGCAGGAGAAGAGCACCACCAGCAGCCUCACGCCGAGUACUCGCACUUCACCGACGUGGGGACCAAGUCCGCAGCGUACGCGCAGCUGCUGGCGGCGCUCGAGGCCCUGGUCGAGUCACAGCGCAACUGGGUGUGCAACCUGGCCAACGCGGCGUCGCUGCUCUGGCACAUGUACCGCGCCCUGCCCGCGACCGUCUCCCCGCAGGCCCGCGCCGUCAACUGGACCGGCUUCUACGUCCUCGACCCGACAAGCAACCCGCCCACGCAGCUGAUCCUGGGCCCCUUCAUGGGCAAGGUCGCCUGCCAGACCAUCGUCCUGGGCAAGGGCGUGUGCGGGACCGCCGCCUCGGCCGGGAAGAGUGUCGUCGUGCCCGACGUCGAGGCCUUUCCCGGCCACAUUGCCUGCGAUGGCGAGACCAAGAGCGAGAUUGUGGUCCCGAUCCACGCGGGUGCGAAGGUCGUUGGCGUCAUCGACAUCGACUGUGCGGAGCUCAACGGCUUCGACGAGCAAGACCGGGAAGGCCUCGAGAAAGUAGCAGCUCUCUUGGGAGCGUCUUGCGACUGGUGA
Messenger RNA from Fonsecaea monophora, 600 nucleotides. RefSeq lists its product as hypothetical. NCBI's taxonomy places the organism in Eukaryota, Fungi, Ascomycota, Eurotiomycetes, Chaetothyriales, Herpotrichiellaceae. Bases 1 to 600 code for a protein of 199 amino acids. Gene Ontology annotation, molecular function: L-methionine (R)-S-oxide reductase activity; protein binding. The record is from RefSeq and is a predicted model, not a curated record. The transcript is spliced from 3 exons. Gene Ontology annotation, cellular component: cytosol.